CAGAGGAACACAGACAGACAGGAGCUGCAGGAAAACUAGUAUUCAUUUGUACAGGUGUCAGCACCGUGGAGAGCUCGUAUACAACUCAGGAGUGAAAAAACACCUCAACCACAGUCAUGACUAUACUAAGCAGCUGUCAGAUGCUUCUCUUGAUUGCGGUCUGCAGUGUGUUCUGCUGCAGGACUCUUGCGCUGCCUGUAAUCUCGUCAUAUUCUGACAUGAGAUCAGGUGGUCUUGAUGAAGAUGACUGGAGCAGAGACCCGUCACUACAAGAUCUAGAUGCAUAUAAACUCCUGUAUGACAUCGCAAACACAGUUGAGAGACCAUCGAGACACGCUGAUGGACUGUUCACUAGUGGAUACAGCAAACUGCUUGGCCAACUUUCUGCAAAAGAAUAUCUUGAGUCGUUGCUUGCAAAGAGAGUCAGUGAUGAGUUGGGUGUGGAGCAGAUGCCAGUGAAACGUCACUCAGACGCCGUCUUCACAGACAACUACAGCCGAUACCGUAAACAGAUGGCGGCCAAGAAAUAUCUCAACUCCGUUUUAGCAGGAAAAAGGAGGUGAUGCACUCUUUGAUAUACUCUUUAACAUAUUCUAUAGGUGAUAUGGACUACAAUACUUCACGCAUUCAACUCUUUCUCUAUAUUGAUACUAUAAACCAAAGCUUACAGAUCUUUCAUAGGCUGAAACAGAAUUCACAAACACAACACAAACUCAUUUAAAUCACUAUAAUUCAGACUCAUCUGUAUUGGUGUAACAAAGACAGCUUGUUAAAUGAUAUUUUCUGACCUUUUUUUGUGUUGUUGACAAAGCCGUUUCAUCUACCGAGAUCUACUCCUGAUAAAUGAACUCAGAAUAAAACAAUAAAGA
This is a messenger RNA of Myxocyprinus asiaticus (Chinese sucker), 869 nucleotides long. Its product is annotated as VIP peptides-like. Gene Ontology annotation, biological process: positive regulation of penile erection; regulation of protein localization; negative regulation of potassium ion transport. Lineage: Eukaryota; Metazoa; Chordata; Actinopteri; Cypriniformes; Catostomidae. Gene Ontology annotation, molecular function: peptide hormone receptor binding; neuropeptide hormone activity. Gene Ontology annotation, cellular component: extracellular region; perikaryon; neuron projection. Bases 117 to 563 code for a protein of 148 amino acids. The transcript has 7 exons. The record is from RefSeq and is a predicted model, not a curated record.